Messenger RNA from Herpailurus yagouaroundi (jaguarundi), 2141 nucleotides. RefSeq names its product glycerate kinase (gene GLYCTK). The transcript is spliced from 5 exons. Lineage: Eukaryota; Metazoa; Chordata; Mammalia; Carnivora; Felidae. Gene Ontology annotation, cellular component: cytoplasm. Gene Ontology annotation, molecular function: glycerate kinase activity. The coding region runs from base 187 to 1758 and encodes 523 amino acids. Gene Ontology annotation, biological process: protein phosphorylation. The record is from RefSeq and is a predicted model, not a curated record.
GCCCAAUGAGAGGAAUUGCUCCCUCUAUGAAUGAUUAACUCUCAGCCGAAGCGGGUGGCCUAGGGGAGGGCUUGGCUAACAGGACCUUUGGACCCGGGGCAGAGUGUCCAGAGGGCCAGAGUAGAGCCUGCAGAAGAGAAGGACAUGGCAGCCAUGGGUGCCAGGUGGUGCUGAGAACAGUGGGGCAUGGCUGCAGUCCUGCAGGUCCUGCCCUGCUUGGCCCGAGCCCCCUUGCGCCCACUCCUCUUGGGUGGCGCAGUGGUCCGGCUGGCCAGUGGCAUGGCCCUCGCGGAGCAGGCACGGCAGCUGUUUGAGAGCGCUGUGGGUGCCGUGCUUCCAGGCCCCAUGCUGCACCGGGCACUGUCCUUGGAUCCUGGUGGUGGGCAGCUGAAGGUGCGGGACCGGAGCUUUCAGCUGCGGCAAAACCUCUACCUGGUGGGCUUUGGCAAGGCUGUGCUGGGCAUGGCAGCUGCAGCUGAGGAGCUACUGGGCCAGCAUCUCGUGCAGGGUGUGAUCAGCGUUCCCAAGGGGAUCCGUGCUGCCAUGGAGCAUGCUGGCAAACAGGAGAUGCUGCUGAAGCCACACAGCUGUGUCCAGGUAUUUGAGGGCGCAGAGGACAACCUCCCAGACCGUGAUGCACUCCGGGCCGCACUGGCCAUCCGGCAGCUGGCUGAAAGCCUCACGGCUGACGAUCUACUGCUUGUGCUCAUCUCAGGUGGGGGCUCAGCCUUGCUGCCAGCCCCUAUCCCACCCGUCACACUGGAGGAAAAGCAGACACUCACCAAACUGCUGGCGGCCCGUGGAGCCAACAUCCAGGAGCUGAACACAAUCCGGAAGGCCUUGUCCCAGCUCAAGGGUGGGGGGCUGGCGCGGGCUGCCUACCCUGCCCAGGUGGUGAGCCUGAUUCUGUCAGACGUGGUGGGGGACCCUGUGGAGGUGAUCGCCAGCGGCCCCACUGUGGCUAGCGUCCACAACGUGCAAGAUUGCCUGCACAUCCUCAAUCGCUACGGCCUUCGUGCUGCCCUGCCACGUUCCGUGAAGACUGUGCUGGCUCGGUCUGACUCUGACCCUCAUGGGCCACACACCUGUGGUCACGUACUCAACGUGAUCAUUGGCUCCAACGCGCUGGCGCUGGCCGAGGCCCAGCGGCAGGCUGAGGCGCUGGGGUACCAGGCUGUGGUGCUGAGCGCAGCCAUGCAGGGCGAUGUGGAAAGUAUAGCCCGGUUCUACGGGUUGCUCGCCCAGGUGGCUGGAACCCGCCUCACUCUGGCUGGGGCUGGAGCCUCUGCGGAGGAGGCUGAACUACUCCAUGAGCUGGCAGCUGAGCUCCAGCUCCCAGACCUGCAGCUGAAGGAGGCUCUGGAGGCUGUGGUGAGGGCCAGGGGCCCCGUCUGCCUGCUGGCUGGUGGUGAGCCCACAGUGCAAUUGCAGGGCUCAGGAAAGGGUGGCCGGAACCAGGAACUGGCCCUGCGUGUUGGAGUAGAGCUGGGACGACGGCCACUGGGGCCUGUAGAUGUGCUGUUUUUAAGUGGUGGCACCGAUGGGCAGGAUGGCCCCACAGAGGCUGCUGGGGCCUGGGUCAUGCCUGAGCUGGCCAGCCAGGCUGCCGCUGAGGGCCUGGACGUGGCCACCUUCCUAUCUCACAAUGACUCACAUACCUUCUUCCGUUGCUUUCGUGGUGGGGUGCACCUGCUGCACACAGGGCUGACUGGCACCAAUGUCAUGGAUGCCCACCUCCUGUUCCUGCGGCCACGGUGAUGGUGUAGGUUGUGUUUUAGGAGUACAGAGGAGGCCUACAGGACAGCAUCCUGGGGCCGACCAGGGUUGGUCCCCAAGGCCUCACCAGGCCUUAGGGUUCCUUCUUUCCUUGGCCCAGGCUUCCUGGUUGGCCCUUAUACCUCACACCCAUGGCUUCUGCUCUGUGUUCAUUCCUCCAACCGGACUGGCAGAUGGGGGCUCUCUUCUCCCUACUUUCUGCUGUGGACAGAUAGCAGGUAUCUCUGAGGACUGGGAUGAGCCCCUUAGCCAGUUUGCUGUUCCCAGUCUUCUCCCCACCCACCCCCAGGCAGCCCCUCUGCUGAGCUCUUGAGUGUCCUUUCUAUGGGGUAAAGCAAGGACUGCAAAUAAAAAGAACCACACUA